Messenger RNA from Hemibagrus wyckioides, 2105 nucleotides. It is a transcript of the gene meox2b, whose product is annotated as mesenchyme homeobox 2b. The transcript has 3 exons. The record is from RefSeq and is a predicted model, not a curated record. Gene Ontology annotation, molecular function: DNA-binding transcription factor activity, RNA polymerase II-specific; RNA polymerase II cis-regulatory region sequence-specific DNA binding. Gene Ontology annotation, cellular component: nucleus. The coding region runs from base 383 to 1267 and encodes 294 amino acids. Gene Ontology annotation, biological process: positive regulation of transcription by RNA polymerase II. Lineage: Eukaryota; Metazoa; Chordata; Actinopteri; Siluriformes; Bagridae.
CUCUCUCUCUCUCUCUCUCUCUCUCUCAGUCUCUCCCUCCCUUUCUGUUGUGUGUCACCCGAGCAGCCUCCAGCAGGCUGUGUGUGUUUACCCUCGGCCGGCCUGGCAACAGGGGCUGCAUGCUCAGGAUUACCGGAGGCCCUGUCUUUCAUCGCCGCCUGCUCCCUCUUCCUUUUGCCAUUCAAGUCCUGGAUUGUGAGAGCCGUACAAGAGAGGCCAGAAAGGAGCGGAGUGAUUUUUAGGGGUUUUUUUUGGUCCUCCCACUACCACUUUUCUGCAUCUUCUCUCUCUAGUUUGACAUUCAGUUCAGUCUUGUAGGGUGUAUUUUUGUGAUUUUUUGGUCUGGAGUACUUCAGUGUGGAUUUGAGGUGAUUGAAGCAAGAUGGAUCAUUCUCUGUUCGGCUGCCUGCGGAACCCACAUGCUCCAGCCCAGACUCUCCACCCGGCUUUCACCCAGUCCUCGCUGGCAUUGCAUGGCCGCUCUGAUCACGUCUCCUACCCUGAUUUGCCAGGAACCUCACCGCCGUGCAGUUACACAGGAGAGGAGGGAAGUUUUGGAGGGCUUCAUGCACGCAACCAUCCUUCUCAGCAGCUGCCCCAUCAACAACACCAUCAGCCCACCUGGCAUGUCCAGCAGAUGCCCUCACCUGGCAGCACUCGUCACGCUGCAUGUCUUCCUCACCCUGACACUCCUGUCUCAGAGCUGUGCACGUCUGGAGGAACAGCGAGUCAGAAUAUGUGCACAGCAAGCACAGGCCUAGGAAACACUGACCCAGCGGGAGCAGUGUGUGGGUCUGGGGACUACGGGCGGCAAGCAAUGUCACCCAUCGAACCAGAGAGGAGGAACAGUAAAGGAAAGAGUGACAACUCGGAUUCCCAAGACGGGAGCUAUAAGUCAGACGUGAGCAGUAAGCCCAGGAAGGAGCGCACAGCGUUCACCAAGGAGCAGAUCCGGGAACUGGAGUCGGAGUUUGCCCACCACAACUAUCUGACACGGCUAAGACGUUACGAAAUCGCCGUCAACCUUGACCUCACAGAGAGACAAGUGAAAGUGUGGUUUCAGAACAGGAGGAUGAAGUGGAAACGAGUGAAAGGAGGACAGCAGGGUGCUGCGGCGCGAGAGAAAGAACUGGUGAACGUGAAGAAAGGAACCCUGUUGCCCUCCGAGUUUGCAGGCAUGGUGGGACUGCAUCACCCGGUAGGAUCCCCCGCCAAUGAGGACGACAGCCAUGACAGUGACCAGAGCUCUGAGCAUGCUCACUUAUGACCUUCUGGAAAAUUCCGCCUGAACCUUACAGUUUUCCUCAGGAAUCUACAAUUCUUGUAUUCUAGGCCUUUAAAACUAGGCCCAGUUUUUUAGCAUUUGCUAAGAAUCUGAAACAUCUUUGAGAUGGCAAGACUGGAAAAGACUAGGAAAAAAGGACUGGGAUUACGGAUGAAGAUAAAUGACUGCAAUUUUUUGUUUGUUUGUUUGUUUUCUACUUGUGAGCUGUGGCUUUAAAUUUGGAUUUUGUAAAUAAAUGUUCUGAACAUUCCACAUAAGUGCCUUGGGGAAAAAAUUUGCACUGUUUUAAGUAUUGCCUUAAUUGAUUGCUACUGUAUUGACUUAGUCUUAAAUUUGAUGAUUUAUGCAGCAUUGAAAAAGCAGUAUUUUACAUAAUAAUAAUAAUAAUAAUAAUAAUAAUAAUAAUAAUAAUAAUAAUAAUAACAACAACAACAAAAUCAUCAUCAUCAUCAUCAUCAUCAUCAUAAUCAUUAUCAUUUUCUGAAUCCCAGUGGCUAUCAAAUGCCUAUAAGUGUCCUGUAAAGAGCAGUUAAUAGUAUGAUGUAUAUUUCUCACUGAGCUAGAUAAGCACCAAAACUACAAUUUACAAUUUGACUGAAUAUCCUAUUAAUGAAAAAUUAACAGUUUUUACAGUACUUGCAUUGCUUAAGUCCUGCUAGCAUGAAGGCUGUUAUGCAUAAUAUAAGAACAGUGCAUUUUAUACCAUUUCUGAUCUGCUCCCUUGGAUGUGUAGUUCAUUUCUUUUUCUUUUUCAAUUUAAUAUGUUUACCUUUUGAAUAAAUAAGAAUUGCAUUUUUGUUGAUCCAUUGACCUGAAUAAA